UGCUUGACAAAUUGAAAUAGCACAUUUCAAGGGCAGUUACCAGUGAUUCUAAUCUGUGUUGUUAUUCCUGUGAUUACUAUCACGAGCAUGCUUUGCAGAGUUGGUCAAAUACGCAGGUGUGCAGCCAGCCUCCACCAAACUAUAAGCCAGGUAGCUGCAUCAAGGCAGAAGCACACACUCCCUGACCUGACCUAUGACUAUGGAGCCCUGGAGCCCCACAUCAGUGCAGAGAUAAUGCAGCUGCACCACAGCAAGCAUCAUGCCACAUAUGUUAACAACCUCAAUGUCACAGAGGAGAAAUACCGGGAGGCGCUUGUAAAGGGAGAUGUGACAACACAGGUUGCUCUUCAGCCUGCUCUGAAGUUUAAUGGAGGGGGUCAUAUUAACCACACUAUCUUCUGGACUAACCUCUCUCCAAAUGGUGGUGGCGAGCCACAGGGGGAACUAAUGGAGGCCAUUAAGCGGGACUUCGGGUCUGUCCAGAAGAUGAAGGAGAAGAUGUCUGCUGUUACAGUGGCAGUGCAAGGCUCAGGCUGGGGUUGGCUGGGCUAUGAUAAGGAGAGUGGAAGACUUCGUAUUGCAGCUUGUGCUAACCAGGAUCCCCUGCAGGGGACAACAGGUCUCAUCCCUCUCCUUGGUAUUGAUGUAUGGGAGCAUGCUUACUACCUUCAGUACAAAAAUGUGCGGCCUGACUAUGUUAAGGCUAUCUGGAAUGUCAUCAACUGGGAGAAUGUGAGCGAGCGUCUACAGACUGCCAAAAAGUAGAACUUGACCCUCAAACAUCCUCAGCGACAGUUCUCAUCCUGACCUGCACCUGAAUUAAAUAGUAGUUGCUAAUAUUUCCAAAUUAAGACAGUUCAAAGUUCCAGAUGUUCAUCUGCAUUAUAGCUGAUUAAGUUGACAAACAUUUUGGUGGAGGUAUUAUUGUCUAUAUGGGAAACAUACACACGCUGAAGCAAAGUUGAAAAUGAUUUGCAAGUGCAUUUUAACCUCAGGUCUGCUCUGAACUGCCAGAUUGUUUUCAAAGUGCACAAAAAUGGCCACUCUUCACAUCACACCCAAAUAAUGACUGUCAUACUAGUUGUCAGAUAACCAGUAUAUGUCUGGUGAGCUAUGUCAGAACAAGUCACACUAAAAUCAGAAUGUUUUUGAUGUAU
Messenger RNA from Monopterus albus (swamp eel), 1157 nucleotides. RefSeq names its product superoxide dismutase 2, mitochondrial (gene sod2). The transcript has 5 exons. Gene Ontology annotation, biological process: superoxide metabolic process. Gene Ontology annotation, molecular function: manganese ion binding; superoxide dismutase activity. The record is from RefSeq and is a predicted model, not a curated record. The coding region runs from base 88 to 765 and encodes 225 amino acids. Gene Ontology annotation, cellular component: mitochondrion. Lineage: Eukaryota; Metazoa; Chordata; Actinopteri; Synbranchiformes; Synbranchidae.